Papaver somniferum (opium poppy) is the source of this 2646-nucleotide messenger RNA. Its product is annotated as F-box protein At1g49360-like. The transcript is spliced from 3 exons. Bases 151 to 2454 code for a protein of 767 amino acids. Lineage: Eukaryota; Viridiplantae; Streptophyta; Magnoliopsida; Ranunculales; Papaveraceae. The record is from RefSeq and is a predicted model, not a curated record.
UGGAUUAAAACUUUGGUGAAGGUGAAGGUUUAGACUGAAGAUACCAAAGAAAAGGAUGUCGUUUCUUUACAAAUCUCAGCUUCAUCGAGGAGGGAGGGGUUCUUGAUUCAAUAACUUUCUCCAACUUCAAAAUGGAAUGUAACUCCUCCAAUGGAAGAACCAGAGUUAGCAUGGAGUAAACGUAGAUCUCUCCCAUUACCAAAGGCAGCACCUUGGCUAGUAAUUCCAUAUGGAAAAGGUGAGAAAUUUCAAGCUUUUUAUAACAUUACUGAACCAAAUAACACAAAUUGUAGAAAAUUCAUACCGGAAUUGAAAGGUAAAUCUUUUUGUCAGAAGACUUCUCAUCAAGGGUGGUUAAUUGUUCUUUGUGAUACUGCUGAAUAUGAUUACACACCAUGGAAUUAUGGGGAUUGUUUUUUAUGGAAUCCAUUGUCAAUGGAGAGUAUAGAGUUGCCAUCUUUUCUCUAUUGGGGCACAUUACAUGGGUAUUUUCUCAGCGACUGUGUUUUGUCUUCGCCUCCUAAAAAUAUUGAUGAUAAUGGAAAUUCCAUGGUUUUUAUGCUUUUUGUUAGUAAAGAUCAUAAAAAAGGCAAGGAAAUUCUUCUGUUUUGUCAUCCAGGUAACACACAAUGGAGGACUCAUAAGUUCCCUGACGUAAACGGAGUAGACCUCCGAACGAUGUGUUACCUCAAAGGUAAGUUAUAUAUAACGUGCUAUGGUAAAGAAUAUCUGGAGAUAGAAAUGCAACAUGGGUCUGAGCCUAAAAUCCUCUCUAUAAGUAAAUUCGUUGUUAGUGGACACAACAAAAAUGCAACAAUAGGAGGAAUCUGGGAUACUCAAUUUCUAACAUAUUAUGUGGUGUCUUGUGAUGAAAUCUUUCGGAUUAAUAAAAUUUUCAUUACUAGAGGUGUUUAUCAAUAUUGUGUAACCAAUAUGAUGGUAUCGAAGUUGGAUUUAUCUUCACUGUCUUGGGUGGAGGUGACAAGUCUGGAUGAUCGUGUCUUUUUUAUAAGCAAUACUACUAAAUUGUGUUGCUCUGCCAAGGAAUUGGGCUUUACACGCGGUUGUGUGUAUUUUACACAACCUGAUGAAAUGAGCUUCUACAUGUAUGACUUGGAAGAUAAAACUGUGAUGCUUUCAUUGCCAUGUCCAGAUCUACCUAAGCCAUGGUUCUCGCCCAACUGGCUCAUGAUUCCCUCAACAAUCUGUAAGGACGACGAUGAUAGACGAAGUGGAACCGAACCUGUGUCAGGUAACAACAGUGAUGGAGGUAACAGUACUAAGGCAAUAGAAAAACCCAGCUUAGAAAUAUCGCCAAUCAGGAGGAACAAUGAUACCGAGGAAGCAAGGCCUUUGGAUAUACUUAACGAAGAUAUAGUGUUGUUCAUAUCAAGUUAUCUAAGCCCAUUGGAUUACAUACAUCUACGUUCUGUUAGUAGAAACUACCUAUUGGUAUUUCCUUUAGUGAAUUUGAGAAAAUUUUGUUCUACUAGGAGCUUACAAACCACUGUUUUGUCUCCAUGGAUGGUUUUCGCCAAGGAUAAUGAAUCUGUCUACAGUUUCAUAAACCCAAUGCAUAAUGAUGAGAAUUACCUCGCGGGUAUCCCUGAAUUGUUAAAAGGUUCAACGAUUCGCUUCUCGAAGGGCGGUUGGUUACUCAUGUCAAAAGGUAAUUAUAGUGUGUUCUUCUACAAUCCAUUCGCCAAAGCAAUCAUCAAACUUCCGGACUUGCCAGUUGAUCAUCCUUAUCAGUACCGAGGUAUCUCUUUUUCUUCCUUGCCAACUUCUUCAGAUUGCGCUGUUUUUGCCAUCAGUGAUUGGAUGGUGGAUUCAGUAUCUAUUACCUUCAUUAAGCGUGGAGAAAAAAUGUGGACGUCUGAUAUUUUUGAUACUGUUUGCUUACCACCCAAUAGAACAAACAUGGAUUUCGAGCCGAGUCUUAACAGUCCAAUUUUCUACAAAGGAGCUUUUUAUUGCUUGGAUCUGAACGGAACUUUAGGUGUAUUUACAGAGAAUGAUGACAUAAAGUGGAAAGUUCUGUCCAUGGUACCCCCACCUAAUUGUGAUUUCAUCUAUAAGAAUUACUUGGUAGAGCUCGAAGGAAAGUUGUUAUCUGUACUGUUAGGCCAUUAUGGAAAAUGGGUUCGGAUGUUUAGAUUGGACAUGUCGGAAAUGGUUUGGAUUGAAGUUGAACAUUUAGGACGGCAUGUGUUGUUUAUCAGCAACACAUCCUGUAUUGCUACAAUUGCUCCGACUAGUGAAAUGGAGAACAAAAUCUACUUUCCCAGGUUGCAGAACAAAGGAAUUCUAUUUUACUCUCUGGAUUCAGGUAAAUAUCAUUCUCUUGGGAGUGAAAAUUAUGGUACGGAUUAUUGCAACUCUAAUGAUAACUUAAGGUGCAGCUGGAUAGAACCUAACUGGUCGGAGCCCACAGGGCCAAAUACUGACUGGUAGAACCUGGCGUUAUUUGUAACUGUUUCAGUUUCUUCCUGUAUCAAGUGUAACUUUAUCUAUCUGUAUGUCAAGAAGGCAGUAUAAUGUGUAUUUUAGUUCUCUUCUGGGCCUCUGGCAGUGUAAUGAUAUUGAAUGACAAACUUCUCCUUAUAUCAGUUUCUUGUAUUAUAAUGAGAUUUUAAUCCAUCAUUA